UAAAUCAUCCUUAAGUGAUGAGCGUGACAUUGUUAUUUUGGUCUGGGUCACGGAGUUAGUUGGAAGCGGGAGGAAUGAGAGUUUCUCAACUACAGCAGCACUUCUCACCAUAGAUGGCUGGCGUGUUUCACAGCGUUUGGGAUUUACUAAAUCGACUAAAUCUCUAGAUCUACUGAAGCUACGAGGAUAUACAUCACCAGGAUUCUAAUUUACUGGUCCUUUACAGGGUGAUGGCAAGACCAAGCCACAGUGAGCAUGUCCUCCAGCAGCUCAACAACCAACGCGAAUGGGGCUUCCUGUGCGAUUGCUGCAUCGCCAUCGGUGACAUUUACUUCAGGGCCCACAAGGCCGUCCUGGCAGCCUGCAGCUCCUACUUCAGGAUGAUGUUCAUCCGAGACCAGCAGGGCACGGCGCGCCUUGAUCUCAGCAACAUGCAGAUCAGCGCCGAGUGCUUCGACCUCAUCCUGCAGCUCAUGUACCUCGGGCGCAUCGUCGUGGGACAUUACGAGUUCGAAGAACUGAAGUCGUCUAUGGCUUACCUGCAGAUGUACUACAUCCCCGACUCGCUGGAGGAUCUCCGAGACAUCCGUGCGUCUAAUCUUACUCCUUCUUCCUCCUCUUCUUCGUCAUCAUCCAGUUCCUCGUCUUCGUCCGGUGUGGUAGGAGGGAAGAUGAUGUUCGGCGUUCGCAUGUUUGAGCAGCAGAGGCCGAGUCCUGCUAAAAGUGACCAUGUGCCGAAGAUUUCAAACCCGGCGACUCAGCAAAACGUUAAUAUAUCUACUGUAAGGCCCGUCGAGGACGUGGUUCUUCCGCUUCCUCCAGUGCACUCUGAGAAUCUUGUCGAGCAACCGUGCGAUCUGAGAAAGAGAACCUCGGGCCGAAGCGCCACCUUGAAAGAGCGUCCCCGGUUUGGUCGCACGUACACGUGCGACGACUGCGGGUUCGUUUUCAGCUGUGAGAAGCUUCUCAUCGAACACAUCCUCACAUGCACCAACCGCAAGGCGUUCCAAACCCCGAGAGCCGGCAAAGCGGCAGACAGCGACUCCAGCAAAGGCGAGAGCUCGGCGUCCGAAGGAAACGGAGACCAGAGAGCAGUCUGUAAAGGGGAAGAAGACUGGCCUGACCACAAGUCUGACACCGAAACGGUCAUCAGAUCCAUCGCCACUGGGAUGGACAACGAAUCGGCGUCCAACAUCAAGAUCAAAGUGGAGCAGGAAGAAGACUCGGAUACUGAGAUGGAAAACAUAAAAGUUGUCCAAGUCAGCAACCACAGCGUGGGGAGCUGCAAAAUACGCCGAAGAACAUUCAGAACCAAUGUCGGAGAUAACGUCCGAUUCGACAGCGAAGAAGAAGGAGCAGGAGUUUCUGUCGUAGACGAUGGUGCUCUGGAGGGCCACAGUAAGGGUCCGGAAGCGAACGUUUGCCAGAUUAAAGAGGAAAAGCAGGAUGGAGAGUGCACUCCAUGUGAGCUGUGUGGCGCUUUGCUAACCGAGGAGGAUCAAUCUGCUCAUUACAUCUCCAACCACAUGGGACACAUAUGUGCCUGUGGAAGGUGUGGUCAGGUUCUGAUUAAAGGCAGGCAGCUCCAGGAGCAUGCCGAGCGCUGCGGUGAACCCCAUUGCGCCGAAACGGAUUCCCCAGGUGAAGAGAGCCCUUUACCGGAAGACACCCAGGCCAUGGAGGAAGGCUUGAUCGAAGGUGCAGACUUGGGCUUCCGUUGUCCUCUUUGUGGCUUGAUCUUCGAGACGGAAAGCCUGGCGGUGGAGCACACUCUGGCCUGUCCUGAGCAGGACUCCUUCCGUCCUGCCACCAUGGAAGACGAACCGGACCACCGGCGCAAGCACUUCUGCGCCAUUUGCGGCAAAGGGUUCUACCAGCGGUGCCACUUGCGUGAGCACUACACCGUGCACACCAAGGAGAAACAGUUCACCUGCCAGACCUGCGGGAAGCGGUUUCUACGCGAGCGCCAGCUUCGGCUGCACACCGACAUGCACAAGGGGAUGGCGCGCUACGUGUGCCCCGUGUGCGAACAAGGCACCUUCCUGAAGCACGACCACGUGCGCCACAUGAUCUCCCACCUGUCAGCCGGAGAGACCAUCUGCCAGGUGUGCUUCCAGAUCUUUCCCAGUACCGAGCACUUGGAGAAGCACAUGGACGUUCACCUGUACAUCUGCGGCGUGUGCGGCGAGAAGUUUCGCCUUCGCAAAGACAUGCGAAGCCACUACAACCUAAAGCACACCAAGAGGCAGUAAACGGGGAUCAUAUGAUUUUGUUGGGUUUUUUUUUCCCUUUUUAAAUAAGCCAUUUUUUGCGAUAAAUGUGAGAAAUCUAUGCACUUAGACACCAAAUAAUCUAUGAAACUGCACUUUUAAUUGUAUGCAUAAUCCAGGUGUUGUUGGAUUCAGUGCCUCGAGCGUUAGGCACACUUUUUUUUUUUGAUAAAUCUCAUUUCAUUUUACUCUACGUGUAAAGUUUAAGUGUAACACCAGUUUCAAACAGAAAUGUCCUUCUAUUUUAGUCCAGAUUAACUGGUCCAUUAUUAUUAUUAUUUUUUUUUUUAUUAUGAUUUUUUUUAAAUCAAUUCUCCUGCUUAUCUUACAGAAGUUAAGCAUGAAGCUGGAUUUACACUGUACGAUUUUUGGCCAGAUUUUUAGCUGUUGCAUACAUUGUUUUAAAAAAUUUGAGGAUAAUUGAGGAUUUCAUGCUAUUUAUAACCAAACCAGGGCUCGACGUUAAAGCUCGACGGCCUUUCGAUUUCAUAAAAUCGGUGAAAUUUAGUUCGCUCUGAAAUGUGGUCAGUGUGAUUAUUUCUGUAACGUCUCGCAAAAUAUCAGGCCGUUCUGUUCUGUGGCUGGGAAGUUAUUUAAUUUGAUGGGAUUAAAGCAAAUUGUGCAUGAAAUCACUCGCUUUGCGCAGUUGAGCAGACAGAGAAAGUCCGUGUGUGUGCGCAUGCACAGGUUUCCCUUUGAGCGUGCACUGACAGUUCCAUCAUUCUGUCGCUAAACGAACAGCUGAUCACACCGAGGUGCUCGCUGAGCGCCCAUAUUUAUUAGUUUGGUUCUGAGUUUCCUUUCCUUUGUAUAGAACAUAACGUCUUUUUUCUUCUUGCUUUCUUUGUUACUGUAGUCGGUCUUUCACGUUUCAUUCGCAUCUUCCAUUUUUCUCUUCUGUUUCAAAUUUGUAUCCCACAAUGCCUUGCGCGAACAGGGAAAGCCCAUCAUGUAAUGCAUGACGUAGUAUCUUGUACUGGGUCAUGGUGAAGCAGGAAAAAAUAGUGGAGAAUUUAGGGCCACGUGGAGAUAAAUUCAUUAAUUGUUCUAUUUUUAAAAUAACUAAUAAAAUUGGAAGUCUGUGAUUCGAAUUCAGUAGCUUUCGGUCACUAAACAAUAUAAUUGGGUGUCGGGAAAAUUCUUUUUAUGACCUUUAGGACUUGAAAAAUCUGAAAGGCAGUCUACCUUUUAAUGGUAGUCCGACUGUCCGGGACAACAAAAUGUUUGGUCAAAUCUGCAUCCGACGGGACAAGUUGAAUAUUUGGUGGAAAUCAUAAUUUUUGUAGUAAGAGUUACCAGGGCUGGACAUUAACGCUUGUCAAGUAGUGGUUUGAUCCAGACAAGUCAAAUCUUCAUCUGCUUGUCUGACGGGACAAGGUGAAUUAUUCCCAACUCUCUUUUGGCUAAUCAGACACAAGGUAUGGCGCCACACUUGCUGGAGCUGUUGGGGGUUGGGCACCUUGCUCAAGAGCACUUCAGCCAGUCCUGCUGGUCCAGGGACUUGAACUAGUGACCUUUUGGUCCCAAAGCUGUUUCUCUAACCAUUAGGCCAUGGCUUCCCCCAAUAUGGCGCUCUGACGCCCGCAAAUUAGAUACAAUAUCCCGGAAUCUAGAGCGCGCGCGAAAGAGAGAGCAUCCUGAUCGUGCUGUAUUGUUAAGUAGACCGAUCAGUGUUGUGUGGGCGGGUUUUACAUCUUCUCUCCCGGACCGAGAGUCCAUCAGUUCAGUGUAUCCAGGAGCGUCAUGGCCGAGUGCCAUGCCAGUGCACGCUGUCCUGUUUGUAACCGUGACUUUAGCGUUGUCCAUGGCGCGGUAAACGAUUGUAUGACAUGUUGAGGCGAGUUUCACAGGGUCAUGUGUUCAUGCGCAGGUUAUUUAUACUCGCUGGCUCACCGCUAAGGCUACAGGAUAAGGACAAACUCCGUGAAGAUUUGCUUGAAGUUGCAAUAAUACAGGUAUAGACCCCUUUCACAUGACGUCACCACACCGUGAGAUUUUGUUAGGCGCCAUAUUGGAAGACCAAGUACAUGCACUCACAAUAUAAAACAAACUACGAGUGAGAGUAAAGUGACACGAUGGAUGAUAAUUCUGGUUAUGUGAGUACAUUACCAGCUGCAGAAAGGGCACGGUAUGUGGAGAAACUGGCUGUGAUUGAUGGGUUUGACCCAUAUGAUAAGACUCGGGGCAAGGGAGAAUGGAAACAUAAGUAGGACCGGACACCAAUUCUGCCAUCUGUUUGCUACCCAGACAUUGUAAACUAUUUGUUGUUUACACCCAGUGCCUACACUCAGUGUUCGAACUAUGCCGAUAUUUUCGGGGGGGAGUGCUUGCGCUUGUCUCGGAGCGCGGAUCUCCAAACACAUGAGAAGCCUAUCUUGCGCACAUAUCACGCGGACUCCACACACGCAUCGCGUCUGAAGUCAUAACUCAUCAGGGGAAAUCGUGUCCGCAUUGGCGUGUUCAAAAAACAACCUCGCGUCAACAAUGAUACCACACGCAAGAAAAAAAAAAGUCAGGCUACUCAACAACCAACCUGGCAGCAGCGAGCAAGCCCCAAACCAUCCUAAAUUAUUAUUAUUAUUAAAUUGUAGAAGUCUGGGAGGCUUGCUCCUCAUACAGUUAUCAACUUGGGGCCACUUUAGCAUGUUUUAAAUCUGAAUUUCUUGCGUUUGUUUACCUCAAAGUGUCCGCAGAUCAUGCACAGACUUAUCCAUUAUAUCCACAGUUUUUUGCCAAGUCUCACACAGGUUUCUUUCAAGUCUACUGUUGGGCCAAUAAAUCAUAAAUAAAACAGCUCAGAUUUGUUUGUUUAAGUCGUUUGCCACUCCACUUUAUUCUCGUGGGUUCACAUACCGCUGCCGUUAUUAUCCCUUUAUCACGAGUUUGUUGGUCUUCCAAAAUGGCGCAGGGUCUGUUUACUUCCGGUUUCGGGUGACGUCAGUGAAAGGGGUCUAUAGGAGUUAAAUAAUAGUAAGCAGUUUACAUGAACAGUUAUAAGUCGUCUACGUAUUGUACUGUGACGUUUUCUGCAUGUAGGCCGACCUCGUGGUUUACAGACGAGAGCAAAUUACUCAGAGUAUUCCAUAUAACCGCCCCAGACAAUCUAUAGCGAUCACUCCAUCUGUCUGUCUGGAAACGUUUUAGUUUUCUUCACAAAACCUGACAGUUACUGUAUGUUAAGUGACUAGAGCAGUUGUGCCUUUUGACGUUUUUGGAUUUCUGUGAUAUAUAUAUUUUUUAUUUUUUUAUACCCCCCCCCCGUAUUUCCAUGGCAACCAAUUCAACUUAGGGAAAAUUUUGGAGUGGGGGCCCGGGGGAUACACCAUCUCCUGAUGACUCUUGUUGUUCUAGUAAUUAUUCAAGAGUUACAUCAAUAAAGUUCCAACACAACUUGUUCACUGAUCCGCCGUGUUGUUGUUUACGAAAUUCUGGAGAACCCGAGUACAGUGUGUGUGUGUGUGCGCAAAAAUAACCACGUCAUAAUAUCUAAUUAUAGAUUAUUACAGUAGACGUCAUCGAAAUCAGAGAAACUGCAAUCAAACACCUCAAUAAAAUAAAUAUCUGUACGUGGUGAACAUAUUUCAUUUCAUUCAGACUUUUUACUGUAUUUUUUCUUUUGCGUGGUUCAUAUUAAAACUUAACCAUCGUAAAAUAUUCCGCGGGAACUUUACGACAGUGCCGAGCUUGCGGUUCAUUUUCGUUCCCAACGAGAUUUCUUUUAAUGAAAUUAAUUUAUACUUCAGGUUUUACUGGAUUAAUCAGGAUUUAACUUUAUCAUAACUAUAUCUGCUUUUUUUGAUCAACUUGAUUUAAUCAUUUUUCCUUUCAUCGAGCGAGUAAAUACACAGGAAUAGAAAGAUUACUACUGUCAGGACGAGUGGAUUAAAGAGUUAACGUCGAGCCCUGUGUAAGGACGACCAACAACGUUCUGCGAGGUUGUGUUUUUUUUUUUUUUUUUAUAAAUUAAAAUCUCGAUCGCUGCUUUGACAUUCAUCUAAAAUCCACCGAUCAGAGGACGGUGUAGGGCGACGCCCAUGUAGACGGAUACCCUCACCUUUGUUCAUACUUCACACAGCUCACUUAUUCAUGUUGGUGCAAGUCUGUUUCCUGCACGAGUGACUCUCCGAAUCAUGCUGGCUGACUGACUUGAGGAAAACGUGACGAUGUUCUUUAAUGGUGUGUCGAGAACACACUUGGUCUCUUAAACAAUUCGGAGAAGGGAUCUCGUACAUCAGGACCCUUUUUUUCUGAUCUUAUUCCGCUCCUGAAAUCGUACAGAAUCAAACCAGCUUCAGCAGGAACCUUUUUUUUUUUUUUUUGGGGUGCUCUUUAAUUUUUAAUUAUUAUUAAGAUUGUUCUUCUGAUUUAAUAUUUUGACUGAUUGGAGAUCUGGCGACUUUUUUUUUUUUUUUCCAGAUGUCCCUUUUUCUCGGCCGUGUUCUCUCAGCCGUGACUCGGAGGCUGUUCAGCAUUAACUGUACAAAUGUGUUUUUUUUUUGUUUGUUUUUUUUUUUUUUUUUAAACAUCAACACUAAAAUAUUGCAUUUAAUACAGUCUUGAAACUGAAAACACUCUUGAACUGACUCAUUUCGCUAGUUUGGUUUAGUUUUCACUCGUCUCAUUUGUCCUACAAUUAAUCUGGGAUUUAAUGUAUAAACUAUGCAACUCAA
Messenger RNA from Neoarius graeffei (lesser salmon catfish), 6940 nucleotides. It is a transcript of the gene zbtb1, whose product is annotated as zinc finger and BTB domain containing 1. Bases 231 to 2252 code for a protein of 673 amino acids. Gene Ontology annotation, molecular function: protein binding; RNA polymerase II cis-regulatory region sequence-specific DNA binding; DNA-binding transcription factor activity, RNA polymerase II-specific. The record is from RefSeq and is a predicted model, not a curated record. The transcript has 2 exons. Lineage: Eukaryota; Metazoa; Chordata; Actinopteri; Siluriformes; Ariidae. Gene Ontology annotation, biological process: regulation of transcription by RNA polymerase II. Gene Ontology annotation, cellular component: nucleus.